This is a messenger RNA of Suillus subalutaceus, 1179 nucleotides long. RefSeq lists its product as uncharacterized. The record is from RefSeq and is a predicted model, not a curated record. NCBI's taxonomy places the organism in Eukaryota, Fungi, Basidiomycota, Agaricomycetes, Boletales, Suillaceae. The transcript is spliced from 6 exons. The coding region runs from base 142 to 1143 and encodes 333 amino acids.
AGGCCGCUCAGGACAUUCACGCAAAGUCUCCCAUCUGCAAGCUUUGUCCGCCAACGACGUUGUUCUGACAGCGCGCUCCGAAUUUUUGGCUGAGCGUAAGCUAUCUUUCGCACAUGAAGUGGCUCAGCGUUCGAGGAUGGCAUGACUCUUGAUGAUUAUGGAUAUGCUUCUGACAGCGAUCUUGAAGAUGAAGAAGAAGAAGAAGAAGAAGAAGAAGAAGAAGAAGAAGAAGAAGAAGAAGCUAGUCAGACGCCGACCAACGACAAAAAGGGAAAUACGAGUGAAUCAGAUGAAAAUGAUGAUGGUUUACUUGUCGUAGCGGACGGUAGUUGCAAAGUUGACUCGGCAGUCCGUGAUCCCAUCCCAGCCAGCCCACCACAAGCAGUGACGCCUAUCACCUCUUCCCCAAUUCAACAUACAGUUGUCAACUGCCGGAACAUACUAGUUCGAGACACGGCCUUCAGGACAUGGAAAGCGCUCUUACUAUAUCUGUAUACGAACAAGAUCGUCUUCUCCCCACUCAAGUCUCAGGGACAGCCUAGAGCUCAUGUGGAGGGCCCUAACCCUAGUACGUUGUGGCCUUGCUCACCAAAGUCCAUGUAUCGUUUAGGGUGUAAGGUUCGACUUGACAGUGUUCGUGACAAAGCUUUCGAUGCAAUACGCGAUAGUUUGAAUGCAGAUAACAUUCUCCAAGAACUUUCCUGUUCAUUUACAUCGAAGUAUCCUGCAAUCCUGCAAAUGCAAGUAGAAGUCCUAAUCCAGCACAUCGCGUCUGCCCCUGUUAUCCAGAAUAUGCCUUCGCUGAUCAGGAGGAUCGUUGAUUCGCAAUUACCCCAUGGUGCCGAUAUCAUCAUUGAUUUGUACCAAAAAUUCCUGCUGCAGUGCCAUCCUCGAGCGCUUGCGCCUGCAAAUGCGCCGACAGAGAAGGAACCGUCACCUCACCCCUUUGGUACCUUUGGAACGGCAGCGCCUGUUGGUAGCUUCGGAAAAGGUCUCUUCGGACAAAGUGCAGCGGUAACGCCUGUUAGUGUCACCGGAAAAAGUGAAGCGGGAGUGCCUGUUAGUGCCUUCGGACAAAGUGGAGUGCCCGCUAGUCCCUUCGGACAAAGUUCUUCGAAAGGUGGCAAGCCCAAGAAAAAGUAAGCGAAUCGAUAUCAGUAUCUUUCGUUGAAGUACUAC